AAUCUCGCACUGUACGUGAAAAAGAAAAACAUGGCUGCGCCCAUGAUUGAAUCAACCUUCAAGUCAUUUAUGUGUCCAAUCAAAGAAUUACGGCUUGAUAAAACACUGGCAUGUGGACAGUCAUUCAGAUGGAAAGAGAAUAUCCCUGGUACUUGGGUUGGGGUAUUAGCAGGACGAGUGUGGAAGCUGAAGCAAAAUGAAAAUGAGAUCUUUUAUACCACUCAGGGUAAUUUUAUGCAACAACAAACCAAGAUAGAAAAACGUCCACCCACCAAAAAGCAUAGAAAAUUAAGUAAAAAGGGGACAACAGAAAAGAUGACAAGAACUGUUGAAGAAAAAUACAUUUGGUGUGAAAAUGUAGGAAACGAAUGUGAUAAUGAAUUAAACAUUUUGAGUGAUUAUUUACAGCUCUCUGUAAAACUCCAAGAUCUCUAUGCACAAUGGUCGCACAAAGACCCAAAUUUUCGGGAGAAAUCGGAAAACUUCCAAGGAGUUAGAAUGCUUCGUCAGCAUCCUGUUGAAAAUUUAUUUUCUUUUAUUUGUUCGUCCAAUAACCAUAUAUCUAGAAUAAGUUCGAUGGUAGAAAAAUUAUGUGAAAAUUAUGGUGAGAAGAUAACAGAAAUAGAUGGCCAGGCUUAUUUUGCUUUCCCAUCCAUAUCAUCACUGGCAGGAGAAGGUGUGGAAGAAAAAUUGAGACAGUUAGGUUUUGGUUAUCGGGCCAAAUACAUCAGUUCAUCAGCUCAUUAUCUCAGUGAAAAUGGUGGAGAAGAUUUUUUAUUUAGUUUGAGAGAAAAGCCAUAUGAAGAAGCAAAGCAGCAAUUAAUGAAACUCAAUGGUGUAGGUGCUAAGGUAGCAGAUUGUGUUUGUUUGAUGUCAAUGGACAAAGCAGGAGCCAUUCCAGUUGACACCCAUGUGUGGCAAAUAGCAUCAAGAGAUUACAUACCAAAAUUAAAACAGUCAAAAUCUCUAACAGAUAAUCUGUAUAAAGAAAUAGGAGAUCAUUUCAGAAGUUUGUGGGGACCAUAUGCUGGAUGGGCACAUUCUGUACUGUUCACUGCUGAUCUUAGGAAAUUCAAAAGAGAAAGUCCAGAUACAGAUUCAAAAAUUAAGGAAAAGGCAAAGAAGAAGAAAGUAAAGUAGCUAUGGUAAUUACUUUUUAGACAUCAGAAGUCUUGUGCCCAUUAGUACAGAUAUCACUGUAGACAAAGAAAGGAUAGUUUUACAAACAUUUUCAUGAUUUAUGAAAGAGAUUUGACAGCAAUGCAAUAUGGAAUAACAUUUUUUAUUUUCUAUUGACUGUUAUAAAUUGUUGAUAAUGAAUUGUUAGAUAUUUUUAACAUUAAAGAUAAAUUUGAUAUUAUCCCAAUGAAA
Messenger RNA from Mytilus californianus (California mussel), 1371 nucleotides. RefSeq names its product N-glycosylase/DNA lyase-like. Lineage: Eukaryota; Metazoa; Mollusca; Bivalvia; Mytilida; Mytilidae. Bases 31 to 1140 code for a protein of 369 amino acids. The record is from RefSeq and is a predicted model, not a curated record. Gene Ontology annotation, cellular component: nucleus. Gene Ontology annotation, biological process: nucleotide-excision repair; base-excision repair; base-excision repair, AP site formation. Gene Ontology annotation, molecular function: 8-oxo-7,8-dihydroguanine DNA N-glycosylase activity; damaged DNA binding. The transcript is spliced from 6 exons.